GCGAGGGUCGACUGCAGUCCGCUCGGCAUUUCGCGCCGGUGAUCGCGAUGUUCUGCUGCUUUGUUCCGAGCUGGCCCUCCGCACCAUGGAAGUGACCGUCCGCACCUUCUGACACAAACGCAGCUCUUCUGUUUGCGAGGAUGGAUCUGGACACGAUUUUGCCGGACGUCGGCGAAUUCGGGACGUACCAGCAGAUGGUUUUGUACCUGGUGCUUCUGCCAGGCGUCCUGCCGUGCGGUUUCCACGCGUACAACCAGAUCUUCAUGACCGCCAGUCCGGAGCACUGGUGUCGCGUGCCGCAACUCGAAGGUCAAAACCUCACUUUACAGGAGGCGCGGAACCUCAGUAUUCCGUUGGAGGAGGAUGGUUCGCACAGCAAGUGUCUGAUGUACGACCGCAACUACGACGACCUGCGGGAGAAUUUUAAAGAGAACUCAACCGUUUCCUGCUCUUACGGAUGGGACUACGACUUUUCCGAGUACAUCAACACCGUCGUCACUGAGUGGGACAUAGUUUGUGACAAAACCUUUUAUACCACUUUGGCCCUGGUUUUGCUCGGUGUGGGUGGACUUGUAGGAAAUUACGUUUUUGGCUACCUGCAGGACAGUUUGGGUCGGCGACCGUCUUUCUUCAUCUACCUGCUGAUACAGUGCGCCUUUGGCAUCGCCACCGCGUUUGCUCAAGACUUCACGACCUGGCUGGUGCUCAGGGUCGGAGUCGGCUUCACCGUACCUGCCAUCCUUGGCACCCCCUAUGUCUUAUCAAUUGAACUUGUGGGGCCAGAAAAGCGGACGCUGUGCACCAUCAUGACCAACAUCGCGUACUCCAUUGGACUGGUCUUGCUGUCCGGAAUUGUCUACUUGGUCAGGGACUGGAGGCAGUUGGCACUGGCCACGUCCCUCCCUUUCCUCUCAUUCUUUUUCUAUUGGUGGGUUUUGCCUGAAUCGCCGAGGUGGCUUCUUGCAAGAGGCAGAUUUGAAGAAGCAGAUGAAAUUCUGAAAACAAUGGCCCGGGUCAACGGCAAGGUCCUGCCAGCCGACUACUUUGUUCGUCUCAGGCGAAGACAACAGGUUGAGCUGCACCUGCAGCAAAAACGCCAGAAUUCGGAGGAGCGUUCCUAUGGCUUGUGGGAUCUGCUGAAGACUCCAAACCUGCGAAGGAAGACCCUGAUCAUCACGUUCAUUUGGUUCACCAACACGUCCGUUUACGUGGGUUUGUCUUACUACGCGCCAGUGCUCGGCGGCGACGAGUUUUUGAACUUUUUCCUCGCUGGGGUCGUUGAACUGCCCACCUACAUCUUCCUGUGGCCGGCCAUGGACUGCUGGGGUCGCAGGUGGACCCUUUGCCUCAGCAUGGUCAUCGGAGGAUCCGCCUGUCUUGCCACCUUUUUGGUCCAAAACGAUGAUUUGGUAACUCUUUCUCUCUACUGCGUCGGCAAAAUGGGCAUUUCGUCCAGCUACGUGGUGCUGCCUCUGAUGGCCUCCGAGUUGUACCCCACGGUGGUCCGCGGCCUCGGAAUGAGUUUCAGCUCGGUGGUGGGCAUGUUGGGCCCCACUUUGAUCCCUUUGGUCAAUUAUCUGGGUGCGGGCAUGCUGGUGCUGCCUUUGAUGGUGAUGGGCGCUCUCUUGGUGCUCGGAGGCAUUUUCAGCCUGAUGCUGCCCGAAACGCUGCACCAGAGUUUGCCAAACACGCUCGAGGACGGCGAGGAGUUUGGCAAACACUGGGGAUGUGGCGAUUUCUGCACAUGCAUGCCACCCAAAAAAAUGGUGAAGGUGGCUCACAUUUCAACAAAUACCGAAUCACCUUUGACGAGUCUUCUGGAGCACCAAGUAAAAAAUAGAGACGCUGCCGGAAACUCGUUCCCUCCCAAAGAGGAGAUGUACAUGAUCAGCGUGGUGUGAUCCACAAUUAUACAUAUCAAAUUUCAGGUAGAGAUAGUAGCUGCAGGUGUGAGGUAUGCAACCUGUCCUGUAAACGUAUCCGACAGGUUGCCUACCGCUAAUUGCUGCAGGCGUUUUUUUCUGUCUUUUGAAAUAAAAUGGAUUUAAAAA
This is a messenger RNA of Neocloeon triangulifer, 2051 nucleotides long. Its product is annotated as beta-alanine transporter-like. Gene Ontology annotation, cellular component: membrane. Gene Ontology annotation, biological process: transmembrane transport. The transcript is spliced from 12 exons. The record is from RefSeq and is a predicted model, not a curated record. Bases 141 to 1901 code for a protein of 586 amino acids. Gene Ontology annotation, molecular function: transmembrane transporter activity. Lineage: Eukaryota; Metazoa; Arthropoda; Insecta; Ephemeroptera; Baetidae.